Messenger RNA from Daphnia pulex (common water flea), 3113 nucleotides. It is a transcript of the gene Not3, whose product is annotated as CCR4-NOT transcription complex subunit 3-like. The record is from RefSeq and is a predicted model, not a curated record. Bases 194 to 2410 code for a protein of 738 amino acids. The transcript has 10 exons. Gene Ontology annotation, biological process: nuclear-transcribed mRNA poly(A) tail shortening; regulation of DNA-templated transcription. Lineage: Eukaryota; Metazoa; Arthropoda; Branchiopoda; Diplostraca; Daphniidae. Gene Ontology annotation, cellular component: nucleus; CCR4-NOT core complex; P-body.
UAACAGCGCCAUUCGGCCGAUUUUUCUGGCAAAGCAACGGCAGACAUCUUGGGUAAGCGUUUAAAGCACUAUACAACAACGCUGUCGUCGUUGAAAGGCAAAAUAUCGCAAACCGAUUGCUUUGCCCUUUGCAAAAUUGUUACGGAGCUGGUGAAAAUAUGUAUGUUGAAUUCUUGAUUGUGGUCAGAUAGUUAUGGCAGCAACGAGAAAAUUGCAAGGUGAAAUUGACCGCUGUUUGAAAAAAGUAACAGAAGGUGUUGAAUUAUUUGAGGACAUUUGGCAAAAGGUUCAUAAUGCAGCCAACAGCAAUCAAAAGGAGAAGUAUGAAACUGAUCUCAAGAAGGAGAUCAAGAAGCUUCAACGGCUACGAGACCAGAUCAAAUCCUGGAUCCAGUCUGCUGAGAUCAAAGACAAGAGCCAACUCGUGGAAAACAGAAAGCUCAUUGAAACUCAAAUGGAGAGGUUCAAAAUUGUUGAACGGGAAACAAAGACAAAAGCAUAUUCCAAGGAAGGACUGGGUGCAGCUCAAAAAUUGGAUCCAGCCCAGAAAGAAAGAGAAGACAUUAGCCAGUGGCUUAAUACUUCCAUCGAAAACCUCAAUAUUCAAAUUGACCAAUUUGAAUGUGAGAUUGAAUCUUUGUUAGCAGCCAAGAAGAAAAAGCUAGACAAAGACAAGCAAGAGCGGCUAGACAAGCUUAAGGAAUUUUUGGAAAGGCAUAGGUUUCACAUUCGAAAACUGGAAACCCUGUUAAGAAUGCUGGACAAUUUGACAGUUGAAGUCACCCAGAUAAAGAAAAUCAAGGAUGACAUUGAGUAUUACAUUGAAGCAGCCUCUACGGACCCGGAUUUCGAAGAGAAUACGUAUCUCUAUGAUGAUAUCAACUUCUUGGACGAGUUUGCGGACGUUGUCGGUACAGUUGGAGGUGACGGUAGCCAUGAAGAAGGUAGUCCUUCUUCUCCAGGUACUGCUCCAUCACCUACUUCUUCUCCGGCCAUGAAUCACCAAGGCUCAGGAACCAACACCACUCCAUCUAGUACGGGAACAGGAGCACCAGCAACAACCCCGAGUGAUGCCGAUGAGAGGCAGAAACGGACGCAUCGGUCUUCUACGGACGAUUCGCAUCCACCCAAAACGCCCUCACAGGUCGCACCUGUUAAACCUGCACCCAUCAAAGCGCCGACGAAACCUGUCCUUACCACACCAAUCAAAUCUUCGGCAGCGGCAGUAUCUCAUUCGACACCGAACAACAGCUCACCGAGUUCAGGAUCGACCAUGUCCAACCACAUUUCGACACCUACUACUCCUCAAGUGAACGGUGCUGCAUUAGCUUACAGUGUCGUGACGAGAGAAGACGGUAUUCAGUCUCUGUCGCUCGGCAAUUCCAAUAACAGUUCAGGCCACGCCGAAUCGUCACCCAUCUCGCAGCAACAGUCACCAGCGGUGAUAUCGACGGCGCAGGCUCCUGCGCCCCCUCCACCCCAACAGCAGCAACCGACGGCCGUUCCUGUCGUGGUCCCGUCCAAGUUGAUUUCGUCUGCUUCGGUCGAUUCGACUGGAACAGUGGCAUCGUCAAUUAGCACCGCACCGUCCCCUCUUCCUUCAGCUGCCACACCUCCUUCGAGUUCCGCUGCCGCAUCUUCCCUACCCUUAGUCAACGGCCCCUCGAACAAAUCAGGAGCCGAGUCUAUCUCAUUGCGGGCUAUGGCGCAGCAUGCGGUGGACCAGCAGGUCGUCCAACCAGCCGUUCCAACCAGUGAUUCAACGGCGAACAUUCUUUACUCGGAAAACAACAUCAAUAAUAACAACAAUAACAACAACCCCGGUGUUGUUGGUAGUGGUAGAACAGUAGGAACAACUUCUGGACAGCUCUCUGUGCCCAGCAGUCUAGUUCCGCAGCCGCCCGCGCCCACAGGCGAAGCUCACAUUCCGCCUUUGCUCGGUGUCGCUCCGCUCGGACCUGUGGCGCUCAGUAAAGAACAGCAGAUUCAGCACCAGUCACUGGAAGCCGCAUUUUAUCACAUGCCGCACCCCUCUGACUCUGAACGGUUGCGGCAUUACCUUCCGAGAUCACCCUACAUGACGCCGCCCUACUAUCCACAGUCGGUUCCGUUGGCAUCCGAUUCGCUGGAUUUUUUCCAUCGGCUCUCGACCGAGACUCUCUUUUUCAUCUUUUACUACUUGGAAGGGACUAAAGCCCAAUACCUGGCCGCAAAGGCGUUGAAGAAGCAGUCAUGGAGGUUUCACACCAAAUACAUGAUGUGGUUCCAGAGGCACGAAGAACCUAAAACUAUUACCGAGGAGUAUGAACAGGGCACUUAUAUCUACUUUGACUACGAGAAGUGGGGCCAGAGGAAAAAGGAGGGCUUCACGUUCGAGUACAGAUUUCUCGAAGAUCGAGAUCUCAACUAGCCUAGCCUUCAGACACGCGUUCAUUGACAAAGCUAAAUGCACGAAGGGAUGAAGAAAAACCAGAGGAAAAAUCGGCGACUUGUGAGCGAUAGAAUGGGAUAAAGAAAUUAACAUCGAUGGCUAACGUUCUGAUUGGGUGUGUGUGUGUGUGUUUAAACCGUAUGUAUAUCUCAGUGGAACAAUGGAGCGAAACAAAGUUGCAUUGAAAAAAAAAACGAUGAAAAAUGAAGGCGGACUCAUCUCUCUAAAGUCUAAACACAGUUAAGGAAGCAACAAAGAGGUUUGAUGCAUUGUGAUCCGGAUACUGUUGCGACUUUGCCACCAGGUGACGACUCCAUCUCCCUCCGUAAUAGCCCAGUUUCUUUUCAAUUCCUCCCUACAUAUUUUGUUGGGCCCAAAACUCACGAUAAAAUCAUCAGCGAAAAAAUCCGAGAGCUAAGGACUGUCAACUUACAACCGUUUUUAUUUCGAUUUUUUUUUCUUUACUCAAUUAUUUCUGUGGUGAAGUUUGUUAAAAUUUUUUUUUUCCUGAAUAUCCUUCCGUCGGGCGUGGCUUUGGCCUUUUUUUGCCGGGGGUGGCUGUGCCGGAAUUUCAUUCCGGCAUGCCUGCCUCACCCUCCUCCGAGUCACGUGACGCAACAACAGCAGCAGCAAUGUGAAUUGAUAUAAAAAGGAAAAAAUACAUUGCCUAUUUCUUUGUGUA